AUGGGGGUUUCUGCUAUGGAGGCGGCGGCGGGGCUGGCGCGACUUCUUUUCGUGCGCUGCGUGGCCGUGCAGCUCGACGCGGCGCACACGCUUUGCCUGUUACUGGUGCUUGGUGUCUCUGCCGUGGAGGCGGCGGCGGGGCUGGCGCGGCUGCUGUUCGUACGCUGCGUGGCCGUGCAGUUCGACGCGGCGCACGCGCUUUGCCUGUUAUUGGGUGAGUCGAGUCAGAGCUGGAGGUUUUUAGGCAGAGCGUGUGCAAGUCUGAUGAGUGACGUCACGGAGUGCAUGGGCGUUUCUGCUGUGGAGGCAGCGGCGGGAUUGGCGCGGCUGCUAUUCAUACGCUGCGUGGCCGUGCAGCUCGACGCGGCGCACGCGCUUUGCCUGCUACUGGAUGACGUGAGAUACUUACCUCCGAAAGAAGCUUUGCGGGCUGAUGUUCUGAUGAACGCUUUGAGACGCGUCCAACCGCAAGAUUUCAACAUCGACCAGAACAGUUCGCCAUCAAAAAAUCCACAGACAACAGGCCUAAUGCAGAUCUUGGACGUUUUAAAGCAAGACAUAGUAUUAGACCAGCACGGCACAGAGUACGUGAGCGGAGGCCUAGUGCGGCCGACGCUGGAGCCCUCGCUGCGCCGGAGCACCCUGCAGCAGCUGUCCGUGAUGAUGAGACAGCAGGAGUUACAUGAGGCCUUCCUGCAGGCCGACGGCCUGAGGCUCGUGCAAGGCUUUAGAGUACGGGGCGGAGGCCUAGUGCGGCCGACGCUGGAGCCCUCGCUGCGCCGGAGCACCCUGCAGCAGCUGUCCGUGAUGAUGAGGCAGCAGGAGUUACAUGAGGCCUUCCUGCAGGCCGACGGCCUGAGGCUCGUGGUGGCCAUCCUGAGUGUGACACCAGCAAGGCUUAGAGUACGGGGCGGAGGCCUAGUCCGGCCGACGCUGGAGCCCUCGCUGCGCCGGAGCACCCUGCAGCAGCUGUCCGUGAUGAUGAGGCAGCAGGAGUUACAUGAGGCCUUCCUGCAGGCCGACGGCCUGAGGCUCGUGGUGGCCAUCCUGAGGAUGUCACUCAUGGUCGACGAUUAUUUGGCAUUCCCGGAGUGUGCCAUAAGCUGUGUGUCCAUUUUGAACAGCGUUUGCUUCUCCAGCCGGCAUAGUUUGGCCAAGAUAACUGAUUUACCAACUCUACUGGUCCGAGUGAUCCUAGUGUUCCCCGCCAACGACUCGGCCGUGUUGAUGUCAGCUCAAGUACUAGCGCUGACAGUGUGGUCGGGCUUCGCCCUGCAAGAGCUGGACGAGCACAGGCGCCGCGUGCCCGCGCUGCCCGAGUGCGUCACGCAGCGGUGCGCGCUGCCCUUUACAGCCACUAGUUAUUGGGCGACCAGUCCUAAUGCUGGCCAUUCGGCUGUGGAAUGGCUGACAUCAGACGAGGCGUGGCGCUCAACCAUCCGCGUCCGCUGGUGGUGCGCUUAUGAGGGAUGCGCCCGCGUCCUGUGCGGCGCGCCCCCGCCCCCCGCGCCGCUCGCGCUGCGCCCUGCGGAUCAAGACCGAGCUCUACUAAGGGCUGCGAGCCCUGGACACGCAGCCGCCACAGCUCUGCUGGCUUUAGAGAAUGCUACGUCACAUGCACAGGUGGCUGACGCGCUGUGCUUGCUGGAAAAUUAUGCGCACCUCAUGCCUCGCUCCUCGGUGACGGGGGAGCAGUUUGCCGCGUUGCCAUGGCAACACAUGCGCCGGUUCCUACGCGCUCCGCCCGCUUCUAUCCGAGAUGCAGCGUUGUUUACUGCAGUCAUGCAUUUCAUACUCGCUUAUAUGGACAAUGUGCCUAGCGAAGGAGGAACAAUGUCCUGGAUAAAGUCAUCUUUCAUCGGCAACGACACGUCCGUGAUAUCGCUGCUUAGCCGUGAUCAGUUGUUGCCGCAGCAGACGCCGCAAGAUGGCGUGGAAGUGACGCAACUCCACAUACACAUAGUGAAAGUUCUGCUGCGAUGCGUCAAACUGCUGGAGUAUGAUGACUAUGACAGCAAUAAACUGGAGAGUCUAUUGAAGAUACUGCUCGCGUGUCUAGCGAGGGUUGACUUGAAGAAUUUUCAUGCUUUAGGAUACCUCAACGAACUGAUGCGUUGUAUAAGAUACGUAUUGCAUUCUCGGUACUGCAAGCUAUCUGAAGACACUCUAGUGCAAUGCUUCAAGAUCAUAGCUGAAACGCUCAGUGGUUGCGCAUCGGGGGGAGGGAGGAAGGGGCACGCGUGUCGACUGGAUGCCAUACUCUCUUUACUAUCUCUAUUGAAGCAGGCACAUCAAGAAGGAAUACCGGUUCAACGAUGGUGCGAAGCGUGGAGCAGCGAAGCGGUGCAGGCUGUAGUGGGUUGCAGUGCAGCUCAGAGCGCUCAGUUGCGGGCGGCUGCGCUGGCGGCCAUGGCUGCGCUCGCGCACCAUCCGCAGCUGAUGCCGCACCUGAUGCAGGCAAUACAAGAAGAAUCCCUCUGUGCUUUCGCGGCCCGUAUCCUGAGCGAUCGGCGCGAAGCUAAUGUGUGUCGCGCAGGCGCGGCUUCCCUGCUCGCCACGAUCGCGGCUCGCGCGUCCCCGCAUUGUGACGUUUUAGAAAGCGAUUGUCUUGACCAGUUGAAAAUUAAUAACAUAUUAGACAUCUGCAUCGAAAUACUUGUCGACUUUUGCAACGAGAAAGAUUACGAAAAAUCUCUAGAGCCAAACGUGCCCUUGUCCAUGCUUGAAAGGUUCACGGAACUCGAGGUGCGUUCGCACAAAUGUGGGGAUGUGCACGUUUCUCCCUCCCUGACUUCGUUCCGUGGCGCGCCGCCUCCUAGUGCGGCACUAGUGAGCGCAGUAGCUGAUAUGCUGCAUAACGUCAGCGCCUUUGCGCAUGCACCGGUGCAAGCCUGGAACGAGAAGGGACUUUACAGACUGCUUUUUAGGUGCGCGUCUCUAUCAAACGGUCCCAAGACCGAUAUACAUCGGGUGCGGGCGGCGUCGUGUCGCGCGCUAGUCGCCGCGACGUCGCACCGUUGCGUACGCGCAACUCUCGCUUCAACCAAGGACUGUCUGCAUAACAUGCUGCUCACGCUCACGCCAUUACCAGAAGAUGAAAUGGACGCAGAAUGCAUAUCUGCGCGAACGCAGGCUCUGCUGUUGCUAGCGUCGCUUCUUAGCGAGCGCGGUGCCGCCGACAGCGUGUGGGAAGACGUGCGCGGGAGUCGAUUGACUUCUUUCUUCUGCUUCCUGCUGCAGUGUCUGGAGGGCGAUGAACUUGAGCUCCAAGCCGCUGCCUUGUUCUGUUUGACACAACUGACCCAAUCCAUGACUCAGAAGCGUCACGUGGACAAGUCACGUGAUGAGUCCAGACUUCAGUUCUUCGAUAACCUGAAAUCAACUUCAUCGUCUAUUGAAGUGGAAGAAAGAAACGGCGGCGGAGACAGUGCCAGAGAUGACUGCCGCCCAGAGUAUAUGGCGGAAGAAUUCUGUAGAGUAUUGAUUAGGCUGUACAGGAAGAUCUCGCUGGAAAACAAGAAGUUUCAGUGCAGUCAAGAUGACCCAUGGACGCGCUUGUGUUCAUCCCUAUCAUCGCUACUCUCCGCAAGCGGGCGGAGUCGAGCAUUCGCAGUACACCGCGGGCUCCCUUCGACGCUGCUGCUGACGCUGCAAGCCGUGCGCGACCACCUCUCCGUACUGGGGAAGCCGAUAGAGACCAUCAAGAACGCUAACCACUUUCUAUCAUCGCGCAAGCGGGCGGAGCCGCUCCUUCGCAGUACACCGCGGGUCCCUUCGACGCUGCUGCUGACGCUGCAAACCGUGCGCGACCACCUCUCCGUACUGGGGAAGCCGAUAGAGACCAUCAAAAAUGCUAACCACCGCAAGCGGGUGGAGCCGCUCCUUCGCAGUACACCGCGGGGUCCCUUCGACGCUACUGUUGACGCUGCAAGCCGUGUGCGACCAUCUCUCCGUACUGGGGAAGCCGAUAGAGACCGCGUAGACACUAGUCUACGCUAG
Ostrinia nubilalis (European corn borer) is the source of this 3999-nucleotide messenger RNA. RefSeq lists its product as uncharacterized. The record is from RefSeq and is a predicted model, not a curated record. Gene Ontology annotation, cellular component: centrosome; ciliary basal body; centriole. Gene Ontology annotation, biological process: centriole replication; ciliary basal body organization; centriole-centriole cohesion. NCBI's taxonomy places the organism in Eukaryota, Metazoa, Arthropoda, Insecta, Lepidoptera, Crambidae. Bases 1 to 3999 code for a protein of 1332 amino acids. The transcript is spliced from 22 exons.